This is a messenger RNA of Heterocephalus glaber (naked mole-rat), 238 nucleotides long. The record is from RefSeq and is a predicted model, not a curated record. Lineage: Eukaryota; Metazoa; Chordata; Mammalia; Rodentia; Bathyergidae.
UAGCUCCAGCAUGCUGACUGGCAGUGACAAGAUCGAAAAAGCCAUUGAUCUGGCCAAGUUCCACAUCAUGAUUGCAGUUAGAGAGGAGAUGCAGUUGCUCAAGGAACAAAUCCGGUACCUGGAGGAGGGCAAUGCCAUGCUUGAGCAGGAGAACCACCUGCUUCGAGGCCUGGCCAGCCCUGAGCAGCUGGCCCAUUGCCCUCCUCGGGGCUCCCCAGACUUGAGUUCCCCCCACCCA